AUGGAAAACUGUCUCAAAUGUGAAGACAAUGAAUGGCCAAAUCAGGAGAAAACCAUGUGUAUUGAGAAGCAAAUUGAAUUUCUUUCCUAUAAAGAUGAUUCCAUAACUCUAGCCUUUAUUAUCAUAUAUAUUGUGCUUUUUAUAAUGGCAGCAGUUAUACUGGGAAUCUUUAUUUCAUUUCAAGACACUCCAGUAGUGAAAGCCAAUAAUCGAAAUCUGAGCUUUAUUCUCCUUGUCUCCAUCAAGCUGAGUUUCCUCUCUGUAUUUCUGUUCCUUGGCCAACCUACUGAUAUAACCUGCAUGCUCCGGCAAACCUCUUUUGGAAUUUCCUUCUGCAUUGCUGUAUCAUGUGUUUUGGCAAAGACUAUAAUGGUUUGCAUUGCAUUCAAAGCCACUAAGCCUGGGAGCCCCUGGAGUAAAUGGGUUGGGGUAAAAGUGGCAAACGUGCUUGUUUUUAUUUGCUCAUUAAUUCAGUGUCUGAUUAGUGUUAUAUGGUUAGUCAUUUUACCUCCAUAUGUGGAGCACAAUAUUCAUUCUGAACCUGGAAAAAUCAUCAUUCAGUGCAAUGAGGGCUCAGUAGUUGCCUUCUAUAUUGUCCUCUCCUACAUGGGAUUGUUGGCAUCUGUGAGUUUCAUUGUAGCUUUCUUGGCUCGGACAUUACCGGACAGUUUUAAUGAGGCCAAGUACAUCACUUUCAGCAUGUUGCUCUUCUGCAGUGUUUGGAUCACAAUGAUCCCGGCCUAUCUGAGCACCAAAGGCAAAUACAUGGUGGCAGUGGAGAUAUUUGCCAUAAUCACUUCUAGCUCUGGUCUUCUCUUCUGUAUAUUUCUACCCAAAUGUUACAUAAUAUUAUUCAAACCAGAGAUGAACACAAAACAAUAUUUGUUGGGAAAAAGUAAUACAUAACGGCUAAUUUACCAAGUGCAGGACUGGGUUUGAAGUAGACAAGUGUGAACUGCCAUGUUUUUGUAUCCUCUAAGUUUGGGAGAACCAAUGGAGCAAUCAUGCUAUAUAGCCUAGUCCUUACCUUGAGGCAAGGCUAUAUAGUUUUUAUCCUCUCUCAGUGCUCUGUACACAUGAUACCAUAUUAUUAAUAUAGCCUGUGAUGUGCUUUGAGAAUGAACCCUUGCAGUAGGAACAUAUAAAAAUGAACCCCUAUUUUAAUAUGCUCAUGGACAAAACCCAAAUAAGUUCAUUUUGGAAUUACAGAAGAAAAAAAUGUGAUUGCCUCAGUACUCAUGCAUUCGAACUAAGGGGUUUA
Messenger RNA from Xenopus laevis (African clawed frog), 1261 nucleotides. Its product is annotated as vomeronasal type-2 receptor 26-like. The record is from RefSeq and is a predicted model, not a curated record. Lineage: Eukaryota; Metazoa; Chordata; Amphibia; Anura; Pipidae. The transcript has a single exon. Bases 1 to 906 code for a protein of 301 amino acids.